UUAUAUGACAGUACAACUAUAUAUUACUAUAAGUUAAUAUGUUAUCGUGAUUAGAAAAUGUUUAAAAAAGGUGUGCAGUGCUGGACUUGUCUGGGGCAUCUCUUUCACAAAUCUUAAACCACAUUGGCUAAGGGGACUGGAUUUGUUUGGCAUGCUUCCUCCGUAGUCUAGUUAUAUAUAUCUUUGGGGUCACUUUGGCAGUAUAUACUGCGGAAUGUGAAGGCAAAUUAAAGGCUAUCACAGAAAGAAAGCCUAAGUCUCAAGUUUGGGUUGCAAGCUCUCCUGGCCUCAAAGUUCUUCCUCCUCCUAUUCUCUUCUCUUCAUAGAAGUACUACGUACGUUACAGGUAAUACAUUCCCAAUUUGGAGAUAUUGAGUCUAAUUGAAGAAACGUCUCUUCUUCUUCAAUCUUCUUAUCAGAAUUUCUUCAUUUUUAAAAUGGAGAAGCUUCUCAAUCCAUACGAUAAGCAUUGCAUGAAGAUGGCCAUGUUAAAGCACGAAGAAAUCUUCAGAGAACAGUUGUACGAACUUCAUCGUCUAUAUCAAACUCAGAAAUCACUGAUGAAAAACAUGUCAAGUAGCCGGCCUCAACAAGUCAAAGAUCAUCAAGUGGUCAACCAUCAUCACAUUAAUCUUGACUCAAACAAGAAGGCCCCCCGUCAAUGUAUUGACUUGGAAAUAAGGCCAACUGAUCAAGAGCACAUUGCAGAAUCAGCUGGUCAAGAUAUUGAAGAUGAUAAUCAUGAACUGGAGUUAACUUUAGGCCUGUCAAGUUAUAACAACCGCAGGAGAAAAACAGCUAAUUUUGAUUCUUCACCAAGUUUUUCUUCUUCCAAUUCCACGGCAUCCGCUUCUAGCCAAAUAAAGCAUACUACAAAUUUAGCAAGAAAUCCGAGGAAUGACCUGAAUGGACAUAAAUGGGGAGUUGAGAAUUUACCCGUGUCGAGUCCGAGUUUCCAGCUUGGUGGAAGAACACAAAGUAAUCAAAAUGUUGAAGAGCAAUAUAGACAAGAUUCAUUGAAUAAUCCUCCUUGGCUUUUUCAAGUUUUGAGUUUGAAUAUGACUUGAAAGAGAAGAAGGGAAAAAGCAAAAAAAAACGUAACUAAGUACAUUUGAUCAAUGAGCUGAUGAUCAGUCGGGUGUGAUAAGAUUUUAGACUUCAUCCUACCGACUACUUCUGUGAUUUAAUUUGUGUGAAUUAAAUUUAGUAUCUUUUGUUUCUUCA
Molecule: messenger RNA, 1224 nt
Organism: Lycium barbarum (goji berry)
Lineage: Eukaryota; Viridiplantae; Streptophyta; Magnoliopsida; Solanales; Solanaceae
Exons: 4
Coding region: 438-1067 (209 amino acids)
Source: RefSeq, a predicted model, not a curated record